Vanderwaltozyma polyspora DSM 70294 is the source of this 1125-nucleotide messenger RNA. It is a transcript of the gene HST4, whose product is annotated as NAD-dependent histone deacetylase HST4. Gene Ontology annotation, biological process: regulation of DNA repair; negative regulation of transcription by RNA polymerase II; pericentric heterochromatin formation. The coding region runs from base 1 to 1125 and encodes 374 amino acids. NCBI's taxonomy places the organism in Eukaryota, Fungi, Ascomycota, Saccharomycetes, Saccharomycetales, Saccharomycetaceae. The record is from RefSeq and is a predicted model, not a curated record. The transcript has a single exon. Gene Ontology annotation, molecular function: NAD+ binding; histone deacetylase activity, NAD-dependent. Gene Ontology annotation, cellular component: mating-type region heterochromatin.
AUGAUGGCUAAAGGAAAAGUAUCAAGGGAACUUCCUUUGACUCCUCCUUCUUCCAUGAAGAAAGGUUCUCCUGUUGGAAAAUUUGUUGAUGAUGGUGUUAAGAUUGUCCCAAAACAAUUGCUAACGCAGUUAAAGAAAAAUACUAGGAAACCUAGGUUGAAAUUUAGACCUGCUCCAUUCACACUUUUAAAUAUUGAUGAUACAAAAUUAGAUCAUCCAACUGGGGAAGAUGUCAAGAAUAUAGAGUUUUUGUCGUAUGCUCUAAAACAUAGUAGACGUGUCAUUGUGGGUACUGGAGCUGGGGUCUCUGUAGCUGCAGGGAUUCCGGAUUUUAGAUCUUCACAAGGUUUAUUCACUUCUUUAAAAACUACAAAAAAUGUCUCUUCUGGUAAAGAAUUGUUUGAUUAUAAUAGAGUUUACUCAAGUGAUAAUAUGAGUAUCAAGUUUAAUGAAAUGAUUAAAAAAUUACAUAAAAUGUCGUCAAGUACCGAGCCCACUGCAUUUCAUGAAUUGAUUAACUCGAUUGCAUUAGAUGGUAGGUUACAACGCUUGUACACUCAAAAUAUAGAUGGUUUGGAUGUAAGGUUGCCACAUUUAUCAACUAAAACUCCUUUGGCUAAACCAGCACCAAAAACCAUUCAACUGCAUGGGAGUAUUCAUUAUAUGGAGUGCAACAAGUGCUCUAAAAUAGAAGAGAUAGACACUUCCUUGUUCCAAUCAUCGGAGGGCGAUGUUGAUGAGACAACUCAAAUUGUGCCUUCAUGUAAGCAGUGUCUUGAAUUCGAAUCUGUAAGAUUGGUAGCUGGGCUAAGGUCAAAGGGUGUUGGUAGAUUAAGGCCUAGAGUUGUUUUAUAUAAUGAAGUUCAUCCAGAAGGUGAUCUGAUAGGAGAGAUAGCCAAUUUAGAUAUUAGGAAAAAGCCUGAUUGUUUAAUCAUUGCUGGUACAAGUUUGACAAUCCCUGGUGUCAAGUCACUUUGUAAACAGUUUGCACAGAAGGUAAGAGAUUCGAAAGGUAUUGUGAUAUAUAUGAAUAAAGAAAUGCCAUCGAAAAGUGUUAUAGAUACAAUAGGUAAUAUCGAUUUGAUCGUCCUCGGAGAUUGCCAAAAAGCAUCAGAAUUAUUAUAG